This is a messenger RNA of Fonsecaea multimorphosa CBS 102226, 3558 nucleotides long. RefSeq lists its product as uncharacterized. The record is from RefSeq and is a predicted model, not a curated record. NCBI's taxonomy places the organism in Eukaryota, Fungi, Ascomycota, Eurotiomycetes, Chaetothyriales, Herpotrichiellaceae. The transcript is spliced from 4 exons. The coding region runs from base 1 to 3558 and encodes 1185 amino acids.
AUGAGCAACAAAACGAAGACUUUCCGGGUUCGUCGGGUGCCAGCAGAAAUCACCCGCCAGAGCCUCGCUCAGUUCUUGCAAGGCUCUGUGACUGAUCUCGGCGGAGAAGAAAACAUCCAUGUUCGCUCUCUAGCCCAAUCACCGGACGUGUGGGAUUCUCCUCGAUCACAAACAGCGACACUGGAGUUCAGUGAAAUACCUAAGCCGCUGCAAGAAGUGAAUAGAACAACCUGGGAAUUUACCACCGUUGGGGGUGAUCAAUCACUCAUAUUCGACACGCAUUUCCUAGGCUUUACCCCUCUGAAUAAUGUCGACGACCGUCACCAUGCAUACGACUUGAUCGCCGUUUCCGGUCUUGCAAGUCAUCCAUUUGGCUCAUGGAGACAGAGGAAGCCGCCUGGACAGCGUCAAUUCAUGUGGCUCCGAGACCAGCUCCCCUACGACUUUCCCACUGUGCGCUGCAUGACCUACGGCUAUGAUACGAAGCUCGUGGGGAGCGACUCAUUCCAAUCUCUCGACGACCUUGCUCUAUUUUUUACAAGUCAUCUGUCGAGUAUUGGACGAGCACAGUACUCUGCUAAACCAUUGAUACUUUUAGGCCAUAGCCUUGGCGGCAUUCUUGUGAAAAGAGCAUUGUCAAUUCUCGCCGCGUCUCCUAGAGAGGACUCCCAGACUAUGCUUUCAAAGACCAAGUUGUUCAUGGGAUUCGGCGUACCGAAUCGAGGGAUGCAGAUCGAUCAUUUACUUGCCAUUGCAGGACCAAGGCCCAACAGAGACUUGAUUAAGACUCUCGAGCAGCAAAGGCAGAAUGUCCCGUCCUGGCUCUCCCUGGUAGACGAGCAGUUCUCUGCAAUCGCACUGCAUAACUCUAUCCGCAUUGUGUCGGCUUAUGAGACCGAAAUGACGCCCUUGACUGAGAUGCAAUCAAAUGGUGAUGCGCAGAGAACUGGUGCUUCCGAGAUCCUCGUGCAGCGCGAGUCUGCGAUGCGAUACAGCUCUAGGGACACCGAAGACAGCUUUCCCAUUAACAGAAAUCAUUCAGACAUGGUCAAGUUCGAAAGAGAUGAUCAUUACUACUUUGUUGUCCGUGAUUUCGUGCGCAAGGCAGUGAGCACCGCUGACGCUGGUGAUGAUGACCUGCUGUACGAGCCAGCAUCCCGUGAGUCCACAGCUUCUCUUCAAAGACCCAGGCACCACGUCAAAGCCUCUGUUCAUCUUGGCGACAAGGCACGCACAGAACAGCAAGCAAUGGACGGCGUAGUAUUUCCAUCAUUGGACGAUGUUGUGAACUUCAAAGUACUUCUAGAAUCUCUAGAUUUUGAAGAAAGCAGCUUCCGCUUCGAGGCAAUCGAACGAGCCCAUGACUCCACCUUCGGCUGGAUCUUCGAAAAGCCAGAACUGCGUUUCAUACCCUGGAUCUUGCAAGGCACGGGGAUAUAUUGGAUCCGUGGGAAGCCAGGGGCAGGGAAGAGCACACUUAUGAAGUACCUUCAUAACACUGAACAGCUCAAGGAGGCAAUAAGAGCCAGAGGCAUGCAAGGGCGACAAAUUGACUUGUGGUUCUUCUUCAACGAGAGGGGCACGUACCUCCAGAAAUCCUUAGAUGGUUUACUGCGAGCAGUGCUGGCGAGACUGGUCUCCCAAGAUCCUGCCAUCGCUCAGCUGGUGCUUGAGGCUUACCAACGUAAGCCUCGAGAGAUUCGUAACCGUUGGAACUUCGAAGACCUCAAAGAUGUUUUCGCCGCAGUACUUACGCAAGACCACCAUCAUCUUGAGCUUACAAUCUUCCUCGAUGCUUUGGAUGAGUAUUAUGGAUUUCCGGAAGUAAUAUCGCAGUGGAUUUUUCAUAUCGUGUCUGCCUCACGAGAUCCGCAAAGCCGAACGAAAGUCAGGUUUUGCUUUUCCAGUCGUGAAUGGGACAGCUUUGUCAAGGCUUUCGGCGGCGAGCCUGGGUUCGUGUUGCACGAGCACACGUAUCAAGACGUGGAACAAUACACCACCAGCAGAUUAUCACAACUAACUUCGCAGAUGACUUCACAGCAUCAAAUCGCCGCAGAUGACCGAUCGACUCCCAAUAAACAACUUUUGCUUGCGGAUGUCGCCCGCAUGAUCGCUUCCCGGGCGGAAGGAGUUUUUCUCUGGGUAAAGCUCGCAAUUGAUGAGAUUACGUCGUCACCAACAAUUUCGUCUCAAGAAGAGCUUGAAAUGCUGAUCAGCAGGCUGCCGGCAGAUUUGGAAGAAUUUUACAUGCGAAUCAUUUCCAGAAUCCCCAAAUAUUCACGCCACAGAGCAUUUGUGCUCUUGGAAAUAGUGUCUCGGAGCUCGGACUUGCUCAGCCCUCAGGAUCUAUUCUACGCCUCUGCCUGCGCUCUGGGGAGCACAUUCCAAGAAUGCGAGAAGCACUUGUGCAACGCCGGAUAUAAGUCUCCCCGAAUUUUGUGCGAGCCCAAAAAAAUCAGCAACGGCCUUCUUAACCUCUGUGGAGGCUUCCUCGAGCGCGUGGACGUAAGUGUGUCCCACACAGUGGUCCAAUUCAUCCAUCGAACAGUGCGCGACUUUGUGGCAAGUCCGCAAUUUCCACAGGUCAUCCUGGGCGAUUCGUACAAGCUGCAAUUGGACAAUGGCUAUACCUUUCUUCUGAAAUAUUACUGCGUGGUCGCAAGUCUGGAGCGGUGGAACUACAGGGGUGAUACACUCUUCAAAUUGGCACACCAUGAUGAAAGGUCGACUGGCCGUGCAGCAACUACCUUUCUCAACAGUCUGCCCAGGUCGUUCUUCGAUAGACCUGAGCAGCGGAGCGAUGAUGAUCAUGAUACCUCCUACUUCCUAUUCGGUGUACUAGGCAAUCUCUAUUUUUACAUUCGAGAAUGCCUCAGAGACAUCGAAGCUCACCGUGCUGAACGCCCCUUGCACAAGAUAGCAUUGCAGAUAUCAAGCGAAAUUACACGAAAGGGAAUGGCGACCGACUAUUCGAAGAUGGCACAAAUCAUUGUGGAACAUGGGUUUGGCGUUGACGAUGAGUACUUGGGACUGACUCCAUUCGAGACCAUUUUCGCCUCGGCCGGAGCAAGGGCAAGACUACUGUACCUGAAUGCCUGCAGGAGUCAAGAGGCCGUCGGUUUCGCGCGAGUACUCAUCCAGCAUGGUGGGCAAGACCCGAAUGCCCUGCUUCGGGUGUGGAGCGGUGGGCGGACGACAGAGUUCAGGCGUGCCCUCCAUGUUUCCUGCGGCCCGAUGGCACAAAUGCUCCUAGAAAUUGGAGCUGAUGUAAAUGCGCGAGACUCUACCGGACGCACUCCCCUGGACAUGUACGUGCUCUUUUGGACAGACAUUUGGAGAGACACAGAAGGCUUCGAUGAUAUUGUGCUAUUAAUGUUACAUGGCGGCCGCUUAUCCCGUCGAGGUAAAAAGGGACUUCCUGAAUUCCUGAAGCAAAUUCAACCAGGUGAUUGUUCCUUUCCCGACGCCCUCCUUACCCAGCCAACUAUUGGUAAGGAAAAGAAGACGAUCAACGUGAGAAGCAAGAUUCGCGAAUUCAUUUCACGACAUCGGAGCUAG